AUGGGUAAGAAGACAAAGGUCAAGCCGACCCACUCCUCAGAUCAGCCACCAGCCAACUGGACAGCUACUCGUCCCCACAAGUACUGCGGGCAGAUGGACGCUGCCAGCCCGCGCAAGGGCAAGGCAAACAAGACACACCACUGCGAAGCCUGCGCCAUCGCCAAAGCCCGUCUCCAACGCCUCGACUCCAAGGCCACUGCCGACAGGAGGGAGUCCAAGAUGACCUGGAUGGCUGGCGGUGACGAGACAUGGGCCAGCCUCGACCUGGUCCUGAUGGGCUAUCAGAAGCCCGGGUGCCAAAAGCGGCACGGCCUCGUUAUCGAGGCAGCUGAGUGCCCUACGGUUCUCUUCUGCCGCAGUUUAGCCAUAGUUGACUGA
Diaporthe amygdali is the source of this 378-nucleotide messenger RNA. RefSeq names its product transporter protein. The record is from RefSeq and is a predicted model, not a curated record. Lineage: Eukaryota; Fungi; Ascomycota; Sordariomycetes; Diaporthales; Diaporthaceae. Bases 1 to 378 code for a protein of 125 amino acids. The transcript is spliced from 2 exons.